AUUAUAUUUUAUUAUUAUCAGAUACAGUAACAGUUGGAGCAAUGUAUAAUAAUGAAAUGAAUCCCUUCUCCCAAGGCAGGGAGGUGAACGAGAUCUCCUGAUGAGGGGGUGUGCAGCAUACAUAGAUGUAGGAGCAGGCUGCUGGCUUGAAUCACCAGCACCACAACCACCCAUAUGCAUUUUUUCUCUGACCUGAGGGUAGCUGUAGCAAUUUGUAUUUCAUACUAUUGAGUACAAGGUAUUCUGCUUCUGUAUUUGCUCUGUUAUUGAUAUCGCUAGUAUCUGGAACGUCUUUCUGCCAAUAGGCCAUUGCAGUCCAUCAGAGUCUUCAUUUAGACCCAAAGGAAACACUCGAUGUUCACAACUUUUCAACUCAGCUAAUACAAAAGAUGUCACAAAUUGAGAAAGACUGUGAAGGCUUAGGCCUGGAUGACCCAUAUCCCUACCAAACACAGCUAAAGAAGAUGCAGGUCCUUUUGGACAAAAAGGAAGAUACACAUGAUGCAGAGGUUGAGAAAACUUUGGGAACCAGUGUGGCUGCUCUGUAUUCUGUUCCCACUGCCAUCUUCUGUUUCCUCAGGGCCUGUACACCUAUACCAGAAAUAGAUACAGACAAUCCAUUCAGACGUACAAUCCAGUAUGCCAUCUCUCUUGGGGGUGACACUGAUACAAUAGCCAGCAUGGCUGGAGCUAUUGCAGGUGCCUACUACGGUUAUGGCAUUGUUAGCGAGAAUCUGCAGAAACACUGUGAAGCCACGGAACAGUUCAUCGAGUAUGCAGACAAGUUGUACAAGAUCACCGCCUCCAAAUAGUAGCUCAGUUUUGAUAUGUUUUUUUUCUAUGUAAAUAGACAAAUGUUCUGGAAUGAUCUUGUUUCAAAGUGAAUAACACUUUUAACAUUUAAAAAAAAAUGGGAAUGUUUAUCUCAC
Messenger RNA from Cryptotermes secundus, 929 nucleotides. RefSeq names its product ADP-ribose glycohydrolase ARH3. NCBI's taxonomy places the organism in Eukaryota, Metazoa, Arthropoda, Insecta, Blattodea, Kalotermitidae. The record is from RefSeq and is a predicted model, not a curated record. The transcript has 3 exons. Bases 390 to 812 code for a protein of 140 amino acids. Gene Ontology annotation, cellular component: mitochondrion; nucleus.